Chinchilla lanigera (long-tailed chinchilla) is the source of this 2170-nucleotide messenger RNA. Its product is annotated as vomeronasal type-2 receptor 116-like. Gene Ontology annotation, cellular component: membrane. Gene Ontology annotation, molecular function: G protein-coupled receptor activity. Gene Ontology annotation, biological process: G protein-coupled receptor signaling pathway. Lineage: Eukaryota; Metazoa; Chordata; Mammalia; Rodentia; Chinchillidae. The record is from RefSeq and is a predicted model, not a curated record.
UUUAUUGUGCCAAACAAACAAGCUCAAGAAACUUAGCAAGCUGUUCAGUCUUAACAGGCAUACAAUCACUGAGACACUCCCUGAUCCAUGUCCACAACAAAAAGGUUUCCUUUGGCUCGUUUGAUCCCACACUGAGUGACAAUGGCCAGUUUCCUUCUCUCUACCAAGUGGCCCCAAAGGAGGCAUCUCUGGCCCUUGGCAUGGUGUCCUUGAUGCUUCAUUUCCGCUGGACCUGGGUGGGCCUGCUCAUCACAGAAGGCCACAAGGGUCUUCAGUUUCUCUCAGAUAUAAGAGCCGAGAUGGACAGGAACAGAGUCUGUGUAGCCUUUGUGAAAUUCAUUCCAACUCCUCUGGUGUCAUACACCUCAAAUCUAUGGACUUAUGACAUCCUGACAAGAGAAACAUCACUAGUGAACGUGGUUGUCAUUUACUAUGACACUGCUGGUGUAAGUGAAGUAAACUAUAACAUAGGGCAACAUUUAGUGACAUGGAGAGUCUGGGUGACAAACUCACAAUGGCAGGCUGACACUGCUGGGACCAAUUUCAUCCUUGACUCAUUCCAUGGGACUCUCAUUUUUUCAAAUCACCACGAAGAGAUUUCUGGUUUUAAAAAUUUUGUCCAGGCAGCCAACCCUUUCAAGUACCCAGAAGACACUUAUCUUACUAUAUAUUGGUACAAAAAUUUCCAUUGCUCGUUCUCUGAUUCUGACUGUGCAUUGAAGAACUGUAUACCUAAUGCCUCUCUGGCAUGGUUACCUGUGAGUCUUUUUGACCUGGCCAUGAGUGAUGUGAGUUACAAUAUAUACAAUGCUGUCUAUGCGGUGGCCCAUGCCCUCCAUGAGAUGCUUCUUCAACAAGUACAAAGACCACUAGUGGAAGGUAAACAAGUGAUGGAGUUUUCUGCCUGGCAGCUCCACCCCUUUCUAAAGAAUAUGCAAUUUAAUAAUCUUGCUGGAGACAAAGUGAACUUGGAUGACAGAAGGAAGUUGCAUGCAGAGUAUGACAUUCUCAAUUCUUGGAAUUUUCCUGAAGGCCUUAGACUCAAGGUCAAUGUAGGAAUAUUUUCCCCACGAGCUCCACUUGACCAGCAGUUGUCUUUAUCUGCUGACAUGAUAGAAUGGGCCACAGCGAUAACAGAGACUCCCCACUCUGUAUGCAGUGAGAAUUGCAAUCCUGGAUUUAGGAAAUCCCCUCAAGAGGGAAAGCCUGCCUGCUGUUUUGACUGCACCCCUUGCCCAGAGAAUGAGAUCGCCAAUGACACGGACAUGGAGCAGUGUGUGAAGUGCCCAGAUCGUCAGUACGCCAACACUCAGAGAAACCACUGCCUGCAAAAAGCUGUGACUUUUCUGGCUUAUGAAGACCCCUUGGGAAAAGCUCUGACUGGCACCGCCCUUAGUCUCACUGUCCUUACAGCUGCUGUUCUUGGACUCUUUGUGAAGCACCGAGACACUCCCAUCGUCAAGGCCAACAACCGGGCUCUCAGCUACACCCUGCUCAUCUCCCUCACCUGCUGCUUCCUCUGCUCCUUGCUCUUCAUUGGCCGGCCCAGCACAGCCACCUGCAUCCUGCAGCAGACCACAUUUGGAGUGGUGUUCACUGUGGCAGUUUCCUCUGUCUUGGCCAAAACCAUUACUGUGGUGCUGGCCUUUAAGGUCACUGCUCCAGGCAGAAGGGUGAGGCAGUUGCUGGUAUCAGGGGCUCCUAACUCCAUCAUCCCCAUCUGCUCCCUGAUCCAACUCACUCUCUGUGGAGUCUGGAUGGGGACAAAUCCACCCUACAUUGACACAGAUGCUCACUCUGAACAUGGCCACAUCCUUAUCAUGUGCAACAAGGGCUCCCUCACUGCCUUCUACUGUGUGCUGGGAUACCUGGGCUCCCUGGCCCUGCUGAGCUUCACCGUGGCUUUCCUGGCCAGGAACCUGCCCGACACGUUCAAUGAAGCCAAGUUCCUGACGUUCAGCAUGCUGGUGUUCUGCAGUGUGUGGGUCACCUUCCUCCCCGUGUACCACAGCACCACGGGGAAGGAUGGUGGCCCUGGAGGUCUUCUCCAUCUUGGCCUCCAGUGCGGGGCUGCUAGGCUGCAUCUUUGCCCCUAAGUGCUACAUCCUUUUGUUAAGGCCAGAGAGAAAUUCUCUGCAUGAGUUCAGAGAUAAAAUGUAUUUUGUAAGAA